CUGUUUUGUGUAUCAUGGAUCUGAGCUAUGCUGUGGAAAGAUUGAUAAGAAGUUUGAACUUGACGUCGUUUCCAUGCGGACCGGGGAACUGGAGAAAUGAACAUCUAGAAGAGUACGAUGUUCAAAUCGACGACCACACUGACGGUCAUCAAGAGAGUGUAUCGGCAUUGAGAGGCUACUGUGAGGGAUUAAAGAUGCCGUGGUACACUGACAGCGAAUGGAGCAGUGAGGCCUGCUCACUCAAGGAGUUGUCAGUGAGAUCACCACACGUUCUCACUGAUCCUCAUAUGAUCUACAAACACUUCAAGACAUUACGUGUCAUCAGCAAAAAAGUUACAGCGAUCGAUGAGGGAAUUUUGAAGUUUACAAAUCUUCGUGAACUGGUUCUCGGUGUCAACUCUAUUGCUGCAGUUGAUGGUAAUAAUCUACCGAGAUCUCUUGAGAUACUUGAACUAUGUGGCAAUAGCAUAUCAGAUCUUAGUUUGCUCUGCUGUGACACUCCACCAGACCUCUUGCAUCUUGGACUCUCCCACAAUAUCGUGAGUAAUGUCACAUGUCUUCAGCCUGAUCAAUGGUCACAUCUACUGUCCCUUGAUUUAAGUUAUAAUCAGAUUACGUCUCUUUCUGAAACAACAAGUGUGCUGUGUAAGCUACCCGAGCUACGUACGUUAGUUCUUAUGGGAAAUCCAAUAUCACUUGUUGCUGUGUAUCGAGCUUAUAUCAUUUCUGCUAUUCCACAUUUGACCUACUUGGAUGAAGUUCAAAUUCUGUCUGAUGAUCGCACUCUCUGUAGCAAUUUUUCAUUAUCAGUUGAAGAUGAUGACCAGACAGCAGUGACGUUGUCCAUUACUUUGCUGACUCUUAGAGGUAUCCCUUGCCACUCGGAUGAACAAAAUAUUCAGGAUGGUGUACGAAUACGCAAAGUUGACUAUACGUACCAUGUUGAAUAUGUCUUCUUACCUGAUGAACUUGAUGACAGGAUGAUUCAAUUACCAGAUAUCCAAUACAAGACUGACGAGGUGACAUGGUCGGAGAGCAUUUCACUGAAAUACACAAAAGAGCACACUAGCAACCUGCUGCUUCGUUGUAGAGAUCAUAUGCAUCGUGGUAUUAAUUUUUGCAUCAUGGAGUCACAAGUUGUAUCUUUGCCACCUGCAAGCAAUGAACCAGAAACUAAACGUCUACCUCCUGACAGUGAAAAGAAAACAAAGGCAUCUCAAGGUGCAUCGGCUAAACGAACACCAACACCAGGAAAGAAGGAAAAAGACAAAGGAACCGACAAAUCUCCCAAAGAUAAGAAGGAGAAAGAGGUGAAACAAAAAGGUAAAAAUGCACCAGAUUGUACAGUUGACUGGGUGAAACAACCUGCUGAGAAACGAAGGUUAGCCCAAGUCAAAAUGGUGCUUGAUGAUCUGUUGACUGGACAUGGACAGACUACAGUGGAGCAGCACAUGGAAGUCUUAAUUCCGAAAGCGAUUACUCUGAUCCAAACAAAUGAUGAGCAGCUGUCCAAUGAGAGAGAAGAGAACUGCAGUGAAGAAGAGACCUCAACGCAUGUUGUCAUGCUUAGUGUUAAGGCCGACUUAAAGCGACAUCCAUUAAUUCAGAAAUUGCAUUAAAUUUUGAUUAAUCAGAAAUUGCAUUAAAUUUGAUUAAUUAAAUGGCGUAUCAUAUCAAUUAUUUGACAAAAACCAAUAAGCACAUGUGACUUGUUGUCCAGUGUCCUACUGCAUAAUGCUUUUAUUGCAGCAGAAUGCAAUAUUAGUAUGUACUGUAGAUUUUGCAUCAAUUUACAUAAUGAAACAACACCAGUUUGGUCCAGGGAAUAGAUGAACAUGCACGUCUAGUGUAACAACAGAUUCAAUAAGGACAGCAGAGACAAAGUGUAUUAUAUCAAUCAU
Messenger RNA from Corticium candelabrum, 1901 nucleotides. RefSeq names its product leucine-rich repeat-containing protein 43-like. NCBI's taxonomy places the organism in Eukaryota, Metazoa, Porifera, Homoscleromorpha, Homosclerophorida, Plakinidae. The transcript has 8 exons. Gene Ontology annotation, molecular function: protein binding. The record is from RefSeq and is a predicted model, not a curated record. The coding region runs from base 15 to 1619 and encodes 534 amino acids.